AAAACGUAUUUGCUGUUUGUGACAUACGCGUACGUACAUACAAAUAAUAAAUACAAUUUUAAAUUUUAAUUUUACAAUGAGUGAAAAUAGCAAAUCCCUUCGAAUAGACUGGUUUGAUGGAACAGUUAUAGAAGAAACAAGGCCUAAUACGUCACAGUUUUCUGAAGAAGAAUCCACGGAACCUAAACCUUUGCCUAAAUUGCAAGACAUAGAGAAAAAACCAAUAGGUUUUAAAAGAUUAAACGAUAUAUCAUUUUUAAAUCCACCACUUUUGAAUUUGGAACUGUCCAAUAGGCCAGGGUUUUGGCUACUUUUAAAUGGGGAAUUAAAAGGAGAUUUUAUCGUGUUAUUAGUAAAAAUAUUCAGAUCUGUAUACAAGUCAUUAGAAACAAAUGAUAAGUCGAAAAUUGUUGUUCUAUUAAGAAAUAAAUUUGAAAAGUCUGACUUUUUGGUCAAGUUAACGGAAUAUUUGAAAGCUUUGCCACAAGUCAAAACAGUUGAUAAGCGAAUGAAUACAAAAUUAUGGGAUGAUGUUGAAUCAUUUUAUUUUUCUGUCGUUGACUUUUGUGAAUCUAUAUUUUUAUUCGGUGGGCAUACCAAAGAAUAUUUAAAAUUAUUAUAUGAGAUAUUGGAAACAACAGAGCUGAGUGCAAUUGGUGUCCAGGAGGAACAUAUGGAGCCAAUUAAUGAAAGGUUUUAUGAAAAACAACUUCAACUGAAAACUGCACUUCAAGUAUCAAUUAAUGAAGAUCAAAAAGCUGAAAUUGAAGUUAAAAAUGAUGACCCCAACAGCUUUAGAAAUCUUAACAUUUUUCCAACAAAAGCAGACUUACUUGGAAAUAAUAAUGUACAAAUUGUACCGAAUAUAAUUAAUGGUGCUUACACUAGUGUUGAGCACUACUUGGACUUGCAAUUUAAAUUGCUAAGAGAAGAUUGCUUUGGACCACUUCGACAAGGAAUAUGUAAGUACAUGGAAAAUCCGAAAAAAAGGCGACAUGAAAAUAUUAGAGUGUAUCCAAAGGUGCGUGUGAUUAGAACAUAUGUUAGUAAUAAUAAGGUGGGCUACCUUGUUGAUAUAGCAUGGAGUGAGCGCCUCACUAAUGUAUCAGUGGAUUUCAAAAACUAUGCUUAUAACAAAAGGCUCAUGUUUGGUUCCUUGUUACUGUUUACCAGUGAUAACUUCCAGAAUAUUCUAUGUGCUUCGGUACUAGAUUCGAGAGUGGAGCUACUGAGUAAUGGUUAUAUAGCAGUAUCCUUUGAUAGUCCAAUGUCUAAUACUAUAUUCUCAGAACAAUUCCUUAUGGUUGAGAGUGAAGUCUUCUUUGAACCUUAUCAUAGAGUUCUGAAAGUAUUACAAGAUGCCAACACAGAUGAUAUGCCGAUGAAAAAGUAUAUUGUUGAUGUUCAGAGAGAAACAAGGCCACCCGCCUAUCUAACAUCUGAAACAAUUUACAGCAUAGAAAAUGAUAAAUCAGAAGAAAUCUGUUUUCCAGUACUCAAUAAAGACCAGUGGCCGUCAGAAAUAUCAUUUGAUCUAGAUGUAUCUCAAAUGGACGCGUACAAUUUCGCCCUUACAAGAGAAUUCGCUGUGAUACAGGGACCUCCUGGUACUGGAAAAACGUUCUUAGGGGUCAAAAUAGCUUCAACACUUCUUAGGAAUCUGUCCUUUGAAGGGACACCUAUGUUGAUAAUUUGUUACACGAAUCACGCCCUAGACCAGUUUCUUGAAGGCAUACUAAAAGUUACAGACAGUAUAGUCAGACUGGGAAGUCAGAGUAAAAGCAAGAUCUUAGAGCCAUAUAAUUUAAAUAACAUGAGGCUCAAGACGAAAUCAAAAUACUCACAUCUAUACGCAAGUAAGAGAUCCGAAUUGGAGAGAAUAUUUAAAGAGAUGACAGAAGUACAGGAUGAUUUAGAAAAAUGCGAAAAAGAACUAAUCAGUUAUAAAACAAUAAAACCUUAUUUGAAAAUUUCUGGAAAUUUACUAGAAUUAAAAUGUUCUGAUGAGGAUGCUAUACUGGAUUGGCUUUUUAAUCUAGAAACAAAUGACGAAACAGAUGAAUUAGACGAUUGGGAAAAGCAGUAUGAUGAAGUAAAUGUAACAGAUAAAAUAGAAACUUGCUUUUCUGAAGAAUGGGCUCUAAAAGAAAUAAGUUCGAUGCGCAAUAGCAUCAAAUACGUCAAGGAUAUGUCAGAAGAUUUGAAAGGAGAAACGAUUAUAAAUAAAUUCGAAUUACAAAUCGAGAAAAUUAAUAAUCGACUCAACUGUUUUAAGAAAUAUAUGGCAUCUAAUUAUGUAGAUAAAGAAAAAACCAAGUUACAAGAAGUCACUGACCCGUAUAAGCUGUCGCAAGAUGAAAGAUGGCGGCUUUACUCGAAUGCAGUUGAAGUCGUCAAGAGCGAUUUAAUGGUCAAGCUUAAUGAUUUAAUGGCGCGGCGCGGCGCGUGCGGCGCGGAGCUGCGCGCGCAGGCGGCGGCGGCGGACGGCGCGCUGUGCGGCGCGGCGCGCGUGGUGGCGCUCACCACCUCGCUGGCGGCGCGGCGCCACCUGCUGCUGCGCCGCCUGCGCUCGCCCAUAGUCAUCGUGGAAGAGGCGGCUGAAGUAUUGGAAGCUCAUAUCAUAGCGUCCCUGACGAGUAAAUGUCAGCAUUUAAUACUUAUAGGUGACCAUAAACAACUAAGACCAACCGCAGCACAUUAUGAAUUAGCAAGAAAUUAUAAUCUAGAAAUUUCUCUAUUCGAACGUAUGAUACGUAAUAAAUUACACGCACGUACUUUGACCGUACAGAGACGGAUGCGUCCACAUUUCGCUGAACUUUUGGUGCCCACGAUAUACGACAAAUUGGACAGUCACCCUAGCGUCCUGGCUUAUCCUAAGAUAAGAGGAAUGAAAGACAACCUGUUUUUCUUUAGUCAUGAAUAUUUGGAAGAUUCUGAGGGCUUAGACGACAGUUGGAGUCAUAAAAAUACAAGGGAAGCUGAGUGGUGCGUCUCGUUGGCUAAUUAUUUGCGUCGGAUGAAGUACGAAUCGAAUGAUAUCACAAUCUUAGCAACGUAUACCGGACAAGCCACCGCCAUCAAGGAGAUAAGUAAGAAAUAUCCCACACUUCGGGACGUUAAAAUCACAGUUGUGGACAAUUAUCAAGGGGAAGAAAAUAAGAUUGUGAUAUUGUCUCUGGUAAGGAGCAACAAGGAGGGCAGUAUUGGGUUCCUGACGGCGCCCAAUAGGAUCUGUGUCGCUUUAUCUAGAGCCAAGGAAGGUUUCUACAUAUUUGGUAAUAUGAAUGUCCUACAAGCGGCGAGUCCAAUAUGGCGGGAUAUUAGAGAUAAAUUAAAGGUACAAAAUGCUAUUGGGAAAGAAAUACUCCUGCAAUGUGACAAGCAUAUGGAUAAUACUUUAAAUAUAUACUCCGUUAAAGACUUAGACGAUUGCUUAGAAGGCACAUGCUUCAGAAAAUGUAAAAAAUAAUUGUUAAUAAUUUAAUAUUUCCAAAUGUCUAUGAAUAUUUAAAACUAUAUUUACACUGUAAAUAAGUCAUACUUCUG
Messenger RNA from Vanessa tameamea, 3546 nucleotides. Its product is annotated as NFX1-type zinc finger-containing protein 1-like. Lineage: Eukaryota; Metazoa; Arthropoda; Insecta; Lepidoptera; Nymphalidae. Gene Ontology annotation, molecular function: helicase activity. The record is from RefSeq and is a predicted model, not a curated record. Gene Ontology annotation, biological process: regulatory ncRNA-mediated heterochromatin formation. Gene Ontology annotation, cellular component: nuclear RNA-directed RNA polymerase complex. The coding region runs from base 77 to 3469 and encodes 1130 amino acids. The transcript is spliced from 14 exons.